AUGAAGGUCGCCAUUGUUUCCCUCCUCGCGUUUACUGCUGGCCUCGUAUCCGGACACGGGUAUGUCAGCCAGGCUACAAUUAACAACGUCGUCUACUCUGGCUACCUCCCAUACAGUGAUCCUUACUAUAGUACCCCUCCUUCGAGAAUCUUCAGAAAAAUCAAUGGGAAUGGGCCUGUUGAAGACGUGACUCUGAUUGAUUUGCAGUGUGGCGGGUAUACUGCUGGUGGGAUUGUGGGUUCUGCACCGGCUGCUUUGACGGCACCAGUUGCACCAGGUUCAACUGUUAGUUUGCUAUGGACUCAAUGGCCCGAUUCUCACAAGGGACCGGUCAUAACAUAUAUGGCAAAAUGUCCCUCAAGCUGCACAGACUAUAUGCCGGGCACUGCUGCUGUCUGGUUCAAGGUUGCCGAGACCGGAAAGUCUGGAACCACGUGGGGAUCCACCCCUCUUGAGACAAAUGUUCCAUAUACAUUCAAGAUCCCUAGUACACUAAAGCCUGGGAACUACAUUGUUCGCCAUGAGAUCAUUGCUCUACACAGUGCCUACUCAUAG
Messenger RNA from Morchella sextelata, 555 nucleotides. RefSeq lists its product as uncharacterized. The transcript is spliced from 7 exons. The record is from RefSeq and is a predicted model, not a curated record. The coding region runs from base 1 to 555 and encodes 184 amino acids. Lineage: Eukaryota; Fungi; Ascomycota; Pezizomycetes; Pezizales; Morchellaceae.